This is a messenger RNA of Neltuma alba, 2047 nucleotides long. Its product is annotated as laccase-7-like. The coding region runs from base 46 to 1773 and encodes 575 amino acids. The record is from RefSeq and is a predicted model, not a curated record. The transcript has 6 exons. Gene Ontology annotation, biological process: lignin catabolic process. Gene Ontology annotation, cellular component: apoplast. Gene Ontology annotation, molecular function: hydroquinone:oxygen oxidoreductase activity; copper ion binding. Lineage: Eukaryota; Viridiplantae; Streptophyta; Magnoliopsida; Fabales; Fabaceae.
UUAAAAUACAAAGCUCCAUAUCUCGAUCUCCCUGUGAUCUUCAUCAUGAGAACUUCUUCAUUGUUAUCUCUGGCAUGGACUCUUGCUCUUCUAGCUUCCUCUUCUUCUUUGGUUUCUGCUGAUGUAGUCGAAUACACGUGGGAAGUAGCGAACGUGACAAUGCAGAGACUCUGCGAAGAAACAGAAAUAGCUGCAGUUAACGGAAUGUUGCCCGGACCAACCAUUAACGUACGAGAGGGUGACACUGUUAUCGUCCACGCCGUCAAUAAGUCACCCUACAACCUCACUAUUCAUUGGCAUGGAAUACUUCAGCUGAUGAGUCAAUGGGCAGAUGGUCCUGAAUUUGUAACGCAAUGUGCAAUCCUACCAGGAAGAAACUACACUUACAGAUUUAAUGUAACACAACAAGAAGGAACUCUGUGGUGGCAUGCCCACUCUUCUUUCCUUCGUGCUUGGGUCUAUGGAGCCCUCAUCAUUCGCCCUCGCCUGGGAAACUCUUACCCUUUCCCUACACCUCACCAAGAAGUCCCCAUAGUAUUGGGUGAGUGGUGGAAUGCUAAUGUGAUAGAAGUUGAGGAGGAAGCAGUGGAAUUUGGUGGUGCUCCCAAUAUAUCCGACGCUUUCACCAUUAAUGGCUUGCCUGGAGCUCUCUAUAAUUGCUCCCAAAAUCAGACAUUCCGCUUUGAGGUGCAACAGGGAAACACCUACUUGUUGCGAAUCAUCAAUGCUGCACUCAAUGAACACCUCUUCUUCAAGAUAGCAAGUCACACCUUCACCGUAGUCGCCGUCGACGCCGCAUAUACGAAUCACUACCACACCGAUAUCAUCGUGGUGGCGCCAGGCCAAACCGUCGACGCCCUCCUCACCGCCAACCAAACGGUCGGCUCAUACUUUAUGGCGGCCACUCCUUACAGUACCCUAAAUGAGUCGGUGACUCCCGUGGCUGACACGACCACAGUAGGCAUUGUCGUUUACAACGGAUCCACCUCAACCACACCCCCGAUGCCAAUCCUACCCGUCCGUAACGACACACAAACGGCCAACAAUUUCUACCUCAGCAUCACAGGGCUAGCUGGCGGCCCCCACUGGGUCCCCGUUCCAGAAGACGUGAACGAACACAUGUUCAUCACUGUCGGACUCGCUCUUGACUUCUGUAACCUACCGAAUGACACAUGUCGGGGACCGGCUAAUUUCCGCUUGUCUUCGAGCAUGAACAAUGAAUCUUUCGUGUUACCCAGUGGACGAGGACUCUCCAUGUUGGAUGCAUUCUACAGAAAUGCUACUACUGGAGUUUACACCAAAGAUUUUCCAGAUAAUCCUCCUUUGGUGUUUGAUUACACUGAUCCAAGUCUUAACAGUAAUCUAAGUUUAGCCUUCGCUCCGAAAUCCACCAAGGUGAAGACGUUAAGAUUCAACUCGACGGUGCAGAUUGUGUUUCAGAACACAGCCAUACUGGCGGCCGAGAACCAUCCUAUGCACAUUCAUGGAUUCAAUUUCCAUGUUUUGGCUCAAGGGACAGGCAAUUACAACGCUUCAAGAGAUGAAUCCCAGUUCAAUCUUGUGGAUCCUCAGAUUCGUAACACUGUUGCUGUUCCAUUCGCAGGCUGGUCCGUCGUCAGAUUCCAAGCGAAUAAUCCAGGAAUAUGGUUGGUGCAUUGUCAUAUUGAUAAUCACUUGUCUUGGGGGCUUACAAUGGCUUUUGAGGUUGAGAAUGGACCAACACCUGAAACUACACUUCCUCCUCCUCCAGCUGAUCUUCCCACUCAGUGCUAAGUCCAUCAACUAUAUAUACAAAGUCAUCAUUUAAUAUAUACAACCCACAUAUAACGUUGGUGUUUAAAGUAAAAUGAAUAAUAAUAUAAAGAUUAUUGUUUGUGUAUUCGUUUGUAUAUUUGUGAUGUGGGUUCCUAAUUUCAUUUGUUUGAUUAGGAGGGGAGGUAGCGUAGUAAUAAAGGGUAAACAGUUAGCCUCUUGUUUCUGCCACAUUACUUGACCGGUUCACAUCAUUGGAAUUAAUAUAAUAUCCACUUCAUUAUCUUUAUCCAUA